CGAGCGCCACCGUCGUAGGCGCACCCCUUUGCGGACGUCACCUUGCAGGGCGUGGCACUUCCUGGUUUCCGUUGUGUUGUACUUUCUAGGCUACUGAUUGAUUGGAGGAAUGAUACAUUUACCCCUGCGGCGACACUUGGUCGGACCGAUUCGUUUAGCGUUUACUCUUCUCGGACUCCCGCAUACCGUCUGGACCUCCGGAGUAAGGCCUGCUAUUUCCUGCCCUUCUUCUUACCCCUUCCCAACCAGUAAAACCAUCAGCGCUGACAACACUAGUUACUGCCGCCGGCACUCGACCAUGCCAUCUUCAGUAGGGCCUCAUGUAAAGUCCAGAUGCCCACAGUAUCCAGGGUCCAAUAUCAAGCGCUUGUCUGUGCCUGAUGACAAGGUGGACUGGACUCAGAAGUGGCCCGAGUAUAAUCCAGUCAGCUACACGGCCCCUUCAGUUUUAAAUAACCCAGCCUGGGCGGAUCCUGAUAUUGGCUCCUCUCCAAAGUUUAACACUGUGGAUGGUGCUGUGGACAGGACGAGCUUUGAGGGAAGCUAUAAAGUGGAAAAUGGAAAACCGCUAAAUCCUUGUGGACGCACAGGGUUGGCAGGCAGAGGGUUGCUAGGACGAUGGGGACCCAACCAUGCAGCAGAUCCAAUAGUCACCAGAUGGAAGGUAGAUGUCAAAGGGGCAAAGAUUCACCACUCAGUCUCCCAAAAGCCUGUUCUGCAGUUUGUGUCUAUCAAGAGGAAGGACUGUGGGGAGUGGGCCAUUCCUGGGGGCAUGGUAGAUCCAGGCGAGCAGGUUUCUCUCACACUGCAGCGGGAGUUCUCAGAAGAAGCAUUGAACUCGCUCUCUAGUUCCCCAGCAGAGAGAGCGGAAAUCCAUCAGCGCAUCACCAAUCUCUUCAAAUCGUCAGGAUUUAUGGUCUAUAAGGGCUAUGUCGAUGAUCCCAGAAACACUGACAAUUCCUGGAUGGAGACGGUUGCUGUCAACUUUCACGAUGACUUAGGUAACAGCGUGAGCGAGCUGCCACUGGAAGCUGGUGAUGACGCCGGACAGGUCCAGUGGGUUGACCUUGACUCAUCUUUCCCCCUUUAUGCGAACCACUCCCAUUUCCUGGAGAUUAUUGCCAAAGAGAGGAAAGCGCACUGGUAGCCAAAAACGAAUGAAUGCUUUAAGAGAGAAGGAAACUUAAAAGCCUUACAGCCCCUUGGUGUGGUGAGAGGGCUCAUCAACUGAAGUAGCAUGGCAUUUUAUGUGAGCCUACUUACACUGAUUGAUGUACAAAACCCUAACACAUAUUAAUUUAUAUUAAAACUCCCAAAGAUGUACUCUGCAGUUUAAAAGAGAUAGCCUGCUAAGCAUGCUGUUUGAGAUACUAAAAGAGAACUAUUGUACAUUUAGAUUAAACCCUUUGACUGACUGCUUCCAAGAUAGUAAAAAUAAGCCUGUAAGAACAAGAGGAAGCACAGAUUAUGCUAAUGUAUUCAAUGCUAACAAGUAUCACAUUAACCAAACACAAUGAUCUCCCGAACAUAACAGUACUACUAAAUUAAUGGAAGGGGAGAAAUCAGAAUAAAGAAGUGGAAUCUGGCUUUGAUCUUUACAUGUGAAAAGGAUAUGAUGAUGGUGAUGCGCAGGAGCAGACAUGGUUUCGAGUGGCAACAGACGGUGGAUGUAAAACAGCAUUUUGCAAUCAGCAGGCUGCCUUUCCAAAUGUACACAUCAAAACGUGUCAUCUCACAGGUCGGGAUACUUAUCAGGGAGGCAGUGAUGAAUUAUGCAUGAAAGAUCUUGAAAUCUGUGUGAGACAAACACUAACACCUCUGUUAUUUAAAGGUACUGCAGAAUGGAGGGUCCCAAAAUGAAUCGAAUAAAUACAUCAUUAAUUAUGUCAAUAAUGGGUUCAAAUUGGAAAUGCAUUAAUUGUUUUUA
Molecule: messenger RNA, 1927 nt
Organism: Pundamilia nyererei
Lineage: Eukaryota; Metazoa; Chordata; Actinopteri; Cichliformes; Cichlidae
Gene: nudt9
Product: nudix (nucleoside diphosphate linked moiety X)-type motif 9
Exons: 8
Coding region: 110-1147 (345 amino acids)
Molecular function (GO): ADP-ribose diphosphatase activity
Source: RefSeq, a predicted model, not a curated record